Messenger RNA from Racocetra persica, 468 nucleotides. The record is from the annotation of a GenBank genome assembly. NCBI's taxonomy places the organism in Eukaryota, Fungi, Glomeromycota, Glomeromycetes, Diversisporales, Gigasporaceae.
AAAGAUGAAGCGCCAAAUUUCCCUGAGUGUCAAGAAAAAGAAAAUGAUAGGGUCAAACGAAGGCAACGACCACGUCUUAUUGGACAACUGAAACCAACAAUAAUUCUUUAUGGUGAUUCACAUCCUAAAGGAUUAGAAAUUGUUCAAUUCGCAGGACAAGAUCAAGAUAAAGCUGAUUGUUUAAUAAUAAUGGGAACCUCAUUAAGAAUUUUUGGAGUAAAAGCUCUUAUAAAAGACUUUGCUAGUGCGGUUCAUGGCCGUAAUGGUUAUGUGAUAUUGGUGAAUGAUACUGAUGUAGUUACUAAAGAAUGGAAAGGGAUUAUUGAUUGUCAAAUAGAAGGUACCUGCGAUGAGUGGGUUAAAUUUGUUGAUGUAGAAUUAUCAAAUGUUGAAAGAAUGAGAACCAUGAAACUAUUAAAAAGAAAAAUUGGAAGACAAAUAAUAAAAGAACAAAAAGAGAGAUGUUGA